ACGCGUGGCAUUGUUUGGGGUCCUUACUGGAGGCUCGGCGCCAGUCUCCCCGGCAGUGGAAGUAAAUACGAGUGAAAUUUAGUAAGAUAUUCUGAGAAAUUAGUUUGUUGAGGAAAUUGGGAUCCCUGGUCGUCCAGCAAUGAACCUCGAACUGCUCGAAUCAUUCGGGCAGAACUAUCCAGAGGAGGCAGAUGGCACCCUGGACUGUAUCAGCAUGGCCCUCACCUGCACCUUCAACCGCUGGGGCACCCUGCUGGCUGUGGGCUGCAAUGAUGGCCGCAUUGUCAUCUGGGACUUCCUCACAAGGGGCAUCGCCAAAAUCAUCAGUGCACACAUUCACCCAGUCUGCUCUUUAUGCUGGAGUCGAGAUGGCCACAAGCUGGUGAGUGCCUCCACAGACAACAUUGUCUCCCAGUGGGAUGUCCUAACUGGAGACUGUGAUCAGAGGUUCCGCUUCCCCUCACCCAUCCUGAAACUGCAGUACCACCCCAGAGACAUGGACAAGGUGCUAGUGUGUCCCAUGAAGUCAGCCCCGGUCCUGCUCACUCUGUCCGACUCCAAACACGUUGUCCUACCUGUGGAUGAUGACUCAGACCUGAAUGUAGUGGCAGCCUUUGACAGACGGGGGGAGUACAUCUAUACUGGCAAUGCCAAAGGAAAGAUCCUGGUGUUGAACACAAACACUCAGGAGCUGGUGGCUUCCUUCAGAGUGACAACUGGCACCAGCAACACCACUGCCAUCAAAUCAAUUGAAUUUGCACGCAAGGGCAGUUGCUUCCUUAUAAACACAGCAGACCGUAUCAUCAGGGUGUAUGAUGGCAGGGAGAUAUUGACAUGUGGCCGAGACGGUGAACCUGAACCCAUGCAGAAACUACAGGACCUGGUCAACAGGACCCCGUGGAAGCGAUGCUGUUUCUCCGGUGAUGGUGAGUACAUUGUGGCCGGUUCAGCCAGGCAGCACGCACUCUACAUAUGGGAAAAGAGCAUCGGCAACCUGGUGAAAAUCCUGCACGGAACCAGAGGAGAGCUCCUGCUGGAUGUUGCUUGGCAUCCUGUCCGUCCAAUUAUUGCUUCCAUCUCCAGUGGAGUGGUGUCCAUCUGGGCUCAGAACCAAGUGGAAAAUUGGAGUGCCUUUGCUCCAGACUUUAAAGAACUGGAUGAGAAUGUAGAGUAUGAGGAGAGAGAGUCUGAAUUUGACAUUGAGGAUGAAGACAAGAGUGAACCUGAGCAGACAGGUGCAGACGCUGCAGAGGAUGAAGAAGUGGAUGUCACAUCUGUUGACCCCAUAGUUGCUUUUUGCAGCAGUGAUGAGGAGCUGGAGGACUGUAAGGCCCUGCUGUACCUUCCCAUUGCCCCUGAGGUUGAAGAUCCAGAGGAAAACCCCUUUGGCCCCCCACCUGACGCAUCGACCCAGGCUGCUGCCCCAGAGGACGCAUUGGCAGGCGGCGACAAGAAGCAGAGGCAACCUUCAUCUGAAGGAGGGCCAGCCAAGAAAAAGGCUCGCACCACGACUAUUGAACUGCAGGGAGUGCCCAGUGACGAGGUGCAUCCCCUGCUGGGUGUAAAAGGGGAUGGAAAGUCCAAGAAGAAGACCGCAGGCCGGCCCAAAGGCUCCAAAGGUAAAGACAAAGACUUCCCCUUCAGGCCCAAGCCCUACAGGGGUGAACGGCCCUCCUUCCCAGUGGACUCUCUGGGCAGCUCUGGCCCAGGAGGAGGAGGAGGAGGAGGAGGGAUGAAGGGCAGAGCAGAGGUGGGCCUGGCCACAGCAGGGAGCCUGGUCUCGCAGUCGUACAAACAGCAUGACAUUGGAGGGAUGGACUGAUCACUGCAGUGUACAGUUGUCAAGAAUCACCAACAGGCUUAAACAAAGAGACACAAAGCCUGAUGUCAUGUACAGACUGUGUAAGCGAGCAGCCUCUUUGAUGUGCGGACUGUUUCCUCUUCCAACCAGAGCACAGUGUCACAGGAGAACUCCUCAGGCCGGAUGACUCGAGACGACGGGGAGCGUGAAGCAGCCGAGUCGUCACAGUAGAGAUCACGUGUCCUCUGCCUCUGUAGGAUUCAUCAUGUAUAGUACCGUGUCCUGAUAGUGUGUGUGUGUUGUUUUUUUUCUUGCUGUUUUUAUACGUAUUAAAACAUUUUGAUUUAUAAAUACCUAA
Scatophagus argus is the source of this 2159-nucleotide messenger RNA. It is a transcript of the gene rbbp5, whose product is annotated as retinoblastoma binding protein 5. Bases 140 to 1822 code for a protein of 560 amino acids. The transcript has 14 exons. The record is from RefSeq and is a predicted model, not a curated record. Gene Ontology annotation, molecular function: protein binding. Gene Ontology annotation, cellular component: Set1C/COMPASS complex. Lineage: Eukaryota; Metazoa; Chordata; Actinopteri; Scatophagidae.